AUGAAUGAAGAAGAGACUGGAUUGCCCGUGCCAUGGCAAGUGAAAUAUAGCAAGUCAAAGAAAAGAGAGUAUUUUUUCCAGCCAGAGACUAAGAGUUCGCAAUGGGAGGAGCCAGAAGGUACAGAUCAUGAGAAAUUGAAGAGCUAUUUGAAAGAGCAUCCAAUGCGAGUGAGAUGUUUGCAUCUGUUAAUCAAACACAGGGAUUCACGUAGAGCGGCAUCACACCGUGAGCCCAAGAUUACGAUAAGCAAAGAAGAUGCCAUUAAAGAAUUGAAAGAUUUGCACGAUAAAUUGAAGGACAUUGAAACGACGCACAAGGAUAUCAAGACAGAGUUUGGAAAAAUGGCCCAUGAGAGGUCCGAUUGUUCAUCAUUCAAGAGAAAUGGUGACCUGGGUUGGUUCGGUAGAGGUGAAAUGCAACCAAGUUUCGAAAAAGCUGCGUUCAAUUUGAAAGUAAACGAGAUGAGCGAUAUCGUAGAGACAGACAGUGGAGUCCACAUUAUUCUCAGAAUAUCCUGA
Kazachstania africana CBS 2517 is the source of this 519-nucleotide messenger RNA. It is a transcript of the gene ESS1, whose product is annotated as peptidylprolyl isomerase ESS1. Gene Ontology annotation, cellular component: nucleus; cytosol. Lineage: Eukaryota; Fungi; Ascomycota; Saccharomycetes; Saccharomycetales; Saccharomycetaceae. The coding region runs from base 1 to 519 and encodes 172 amino acids. Gene Ontology annotation, molecular function: peptidyl-prolyl cis-trans isomerase activity; protein binding. The transcript has a single exon. The record is from RefSeq and is a predicted model, not a curated record.